GAUCGGGUGGGACAGUGGUGCAAUGGUUUUUUGGUAUUAAAACUGUAAACGGGUUAUUAUUACAAAUACAAUGAUGCGCUGAAAAUAACAUCACGUCGCAUGGUAUCAGCAGCACGUUCGGACAGACUUGCAAGUUCACUGUUUCCUAAAACUUGAGCUGCACUUUGUAGUUGACGAAGCAGCUCUUCUAAGCGUCUGAAAGAACGAACAAUAGAGCCUUCGUAUAUGUGAACCAUACCGCAAAUUUCAGUAAAUGAAGCACCGUUCAUCCAUUCAAUAACAGCACUCAUUAAGUCUGGUUUGAAAUGAGAAACAUAUUCUUCCUCAGUAAUUUCCAGUUUACUUUCCCUCGAGACAGUUGCAAUCCAUUCUGCCAGUUUUAAAAGUUCUUGAUAGGGCUUUGAGAGCCUAGAGUCCACAUUCGUUGCAGAAGUACUUGAACUUUCUUGGAAUACCAAACAGCUCAACAGCGCUGCAAAUUGAUCAAUGGGCAGCUGGUUUAAUAGCCCACUAAAGAUCAUCUCUGUAAGAACAAGCUCAUCGCCUGUGCUAAUUUCACAGGCAACACGUCCCUUAAUGUCAAUGACCCCAUCCUCAUUGAUGUAUCCAAGGCGCCUGAGAACACGUCGGCGCGACUUGAGUUCAGAAAGUGUAAUCACUGAUUCCGUUUUACUGAUGGUUGCCUUUAAUGCCUUCCACUGAUCUCUGAGUUGAAGUUUUCGACAGUACUCAUCAUAGUGUUCUUGAAACUCUUCGUCCGUGUAAUACGGACUGUUUAGGACCUUUGGUUCAAGGAUCUGAAUUUUGUGAAUGACGGAUCGCAAAGAGUCGCUGUCAAUUCGCAUAUGCUCGAUUGGAUCAAGACAGGGUACUCCAUCGGGGAACCGUUUACUUAUCUCUUGCACAAUGUGGUAUGUAGUUUUUUUCUGCUCUGGGGUAAUUAAGCUCGAUGGUAGGGAUACCCUUAAUGAAGAAAUUGAGUGCAUUGAGGAUAAGGACACAGCAACCACCUCAUAGGUUGCAUUUUCUGGAAGACCAGGCAUCAAUGAAGAAGCAAUUUUGUUAGUUUUGAAGGUAUUUUUGUCAACAGGUAACAAAACGUCAAGAACAUAAAAAUCAGAAGGGUUCGAUUUUCUUAUCUGCAAGUGAAGACUAGCAUUCUCUGCCUUAUGAAAAUUCACUAGUAUACCCCAGGGAAACACCUGAUCCUUUAAACGCACUUGAAUGAGCCGACCAGGUUGCAGAAAAGGAAGACAGAAUUCCGGAUGGGCCAUGAUUUUUCUUAUGCUAUCCUCAUAAGUUUUUAAUUGCAGCUUAAGAUCAUAAAACUCUUGAACAUCUUGUUCAUGAGGAAUGACUAUGGAUUCCAUGUCCAACUUCAUCCGUGAGCAUUCGUUGUUUAGCUCGGGUAACUUGGCCUCGUUCUGGUGCUGAUAAAAACUGUGUUUCAAGAUAUAAUCCGGGGUUAUCCCUUCAAUACGAAGGAGGUUCAGUAUCAUAUUAUAACUGAUGCGAAAUGCUGAAUUUAAAGCUGCAGGAGGACCAGUAAAGAUCGCUUUUGCGGUAGCCAAAUCAAAAUUUUUGUUCGCCAUAACAAUAGACAGCCCACGUUCAUCGAGUCCUCUUCUUCCAGCCCUUCCACUCAUCUGAGUGUAUUCACUAGAAUUAAUCCAGCGGAAUGAUUCUCCAGAGAAUUUUUGCAUUUCAGUAAAUAGUACUGUUCUUGCUGGCAUAUUCAGUCCAAUUGAGAAAGUUUCUGUUGCAAACAGUAUUGUGAUAAGGCCUUCUUGGAAUAGAAUUUCCACUACCUCUCUCAGUAUGGGCAACAUACCAGAGUGAUGAAUUCCAAUGCCACGACGUAGUAACGGCAACAUAUUCGUUAUUUGAGGAAUGCAUCGAUCAGUUUCGGAAAGCUGGUUCAUUGCGGAAUUGAAAACUUGGUCCACCAAUUCCUUCUUUUUGUCAUCUAUGACUUCCAGGCUACUAAUACUUACUGCACCAGCUUCACAUUCUUUUUUGCUGAAGCAGAAGAUUAUUAGUGGAUCGUAGUCAUUAGCUGUAAUCAUUUUUACUAAACGAAAGAGUUCAGGCACAGAUUUAUUUUGUUUCUGUUUCUUUCUUGACGAAGUUUCAUCCUGUUCAUUCAAAAUUGACAUUGCCUUUUGAAAGUUGCCUUCCAUAAGUUUACCAUGCUCAUCAACAAUCAUGUAAAUUCCAUUAGCGCCCCUAGGAAAUAAGAAAUGCUGUAAUGGUGUUGGUCGGUAACUAGUAUAGACAACAUGACAAGGCUGAUUAUGAAUUUUACAUAUCCAAUCGGCAAAUUCCUUGGCGUUAGGUAGGGUAGCAGACAAAAAGAUAUAACGAACGGCAUCCGGGAGUAAGAUAAUUGUUUCUUCCCACACAACCCCCCGAUCUUUGUCGCGCAUGUAAUGAACUUCAUCAAAAAUAACCCAUGAAACUUCACGUGUAAGCUCAGAGCUCUUAUACAGCAUGGAGCGCAAGAUUUCCGUUGUCAUGACCAGACAGCCUGCAUUUGGAUUCAAGGUAACAUCGCCCGUCAUAAGACCUACAUCGCCGAACUCAGCAAGAAAUUCACGAUAUUUUUGGUUACUGAGUGACUUAAUUGGACUCGUGUAUACAACACGCUCACCGUUUUUUAAAGCUUGUGCAAUCGCAUAUUCCGCUACGACGGUUUUUCCUGCAGAAGUAUGAGCACUAACAAUAAUGCUUUCUUUCCGUUCAACACAAGCAAUCGAAGCUGCUUGAAAUGGAUCCAAGGAAAAUUCAUAGGAUCUUGCUGGGGAGGUCGAUCCUACGUGUUCUUCUAUAGGUUUGUAAUCAUAAUCAGCCGGUAAUGACACUUCAUGAAGGACUUGUUUGUCAGGCUGAGCUGCCAGUUCCACAAUCUGACCAGCUAUUUUGAUUGUUCCCUGGAGCGGUUUAAGGCCAGAAGGUUUGUGUUUCUCCGUGCCAUUCUCUGUGUCAUUUUUUUCAACAAUGAUCAUUUUUGAUGAAUCAGUAGGUAAGUUCUUAUCCUUGUAUUCAUUAAGAGGCUCCUGUUUGUCCAUAAUAUAAAAGUUUUAAGCGUUUUUAAAACGUUUCCGUUCCUUGCAUUCGUUUACUGCCUUUCUCCCAAUUAUUGCCAGACGGCGUCGUGUGUCUGUGGACGAAAAGGAAAAAGCAAGACAGCAUUUUCAUUUACAAGAUAUAGAAUGACACAAUACGAAACUAAAUAGAAAUAAUGUGAACUUGUUUUUUAUGGAUAAUGAGUUCAUAGAUUGGAAUAACUGUAACUAUUUAAACGCUUUCUACACUAAACAAAUCAACAAACGAAGAUUUUGAAUCAUGAAUAAUUCGUAAUGCUCUGUAAAACUCAUAUUUGAGUCGAGCAAUUGAUGACUCUGUCAACGCAGAAGCCAGGUUUUUUGAUUUUAUAAAAGGAUCGAGAAUGAUCACUUUCGAUUUCUCCGCUUUCUUCUUGAGAACAUAUCCGUCUCGUGAAAUAUCUAUCACAUGUUUGCUCCAAUCAAAGCUACUCUCACUACCUGCAGCAUAGAACUGAAAGAAGCCAGAGAGUAAAUCGAUCAUUUUGGCAUCAACUUUAUUUACAGUUUGGCGGAAAACAUCAAUAGUCCGAGAAAAAGUACACUCGUAGUUCAAUUGCUCUCUACUAGAAUCUGUUGCAUGAUUCGUAAAGGCAGACUCUGACUGCUGAAGAUUGGGCAAAAGAGGUGGAUUUCUCCGCUGACAGUAAUAAAUAACCAGAAUGCACCAAGUAUAGCUUGACAAAGCCUGAAGCUGAACCUUGUGUAAGAGUCUCGUUUUAGCCCAAAACUUGACCAUUAUCAAAAGAUAUUUCACGCGCUCAUCUAUCUGAGUGUAAAGGCAGAGCAGCUCAGAAUUGUACACUGCGAGCAAACCAUUGAAACUCAUGUCGCAACAAAAUCCGGAAUUUGUUCUAAAUUUAAUGAGAGGGACAUGUGCUCUCGCAACAACUCGGACUUGAGUGUAUUUGCGUCGUAAAUGAUCGGCUAUAGGAUAAAUUCGACUCAGAAGAUUUUUGUUUUUGCAUUUGAUAACAACAUCAAUGUCUGAGCUCUCUGUCAUUAAGCCUGUUAAGGAAGAACCAAACGGGUAAACUUUAAUUUUUCUCCUUUCCAUCUUGGACAAAUAUUUUUCAAGUUCCAUCACGAAUAAAUGUCUUUUAGAUAACACACUCGGUUUUGGUAAGAGAAUGUCUAGGCAUUGCGUAACCUCGUUUUCACGCUGUUCCCAAAGAGCAGCUUCCGGAUGGGUUCUAGACAAUUGGUUGGCAAGUGGUAUAUCUUUGGGUAAAAAGUGCUUUUUACCCUUAUCGGUAAUACGGAUGUAGAACCGCUGUUUUUCAUGGGCCUCACGUUGAAUAAGACCACCGUCUUCAAGUGAAGCCAGGACGGUGGAAAGUGUCUUUCCCGACAAUUCGCCAUCAGUCGACAGUUUGUAACGAUUCAAAAGGCUGUCGACUUGCACACUACCCCUUACAUAACAUUCUUUUAGAGCAAAAAGUGAUAUCGGAGUAUGUUUACAGCUGUGUAACUGUUCCACGAGUAAGCUGCUGUGAGUGAUGACUGUAUGGGCAUCAUGAGGAAUUUUUGUCUCGGUCUCCAUUUCUGUCACAUAAUCAGUCUCAGAAGCAGUGGCUUUGCUUUCCUCUAAGGAUUCGGAAACACGCUCUUUGACACUAACCCGAACAGUCUCGGUCUCUUUCUUGUUUAUUACUUCCACUCGUUCUAGAGUGGCCUCAAGGGAGACUGUUGGCUCAAGUGUGACUUCCUCCUUUACUUCGUAAUUGGUUUUUAGCUGGUCAUCAAUUGCUGGAGGAGAAGCUGAUGCCAUUAUUGAAGGCUGAAAAGUUACAACCUCCUCAUAAAGAUCAUCCUCGUCGAAAUCUCCAUCAUCUAAAGAGACCCUAGCCUCAACAGUCUUCAAUUCAACCGUCUUUUCGUCUGCUUUCUCAGAUUUCUUUUCGCCGACCGUUGUUAAAGGAACUUUGUCUUUCUCGUUCAAAGCUUUAACAGUGGUUUGCAACAUGCCCUGAAAGCUUUUUCGUUCUACAGUGUUGUAACGUUCUUCCAGAAUGGGUUCCAAAAGCGGUCUGACCUUGUUCGCCUUUAGCCUUUUGGGUACAGGAUCUUUCAGCUGCAGGAAACCGGUCGGAGUAACAGUGAAGAUAGUCUGAAAUGUCUCAAAACGAAUAAUUUUCUUCAAACCUCCAAAGCAGUGCAAGACUCUGGCCAUUGAUUCACUGAGUUCCAGUGGUGCUUUCUUUUUCCCCAAAGAAGCAACGAAAGGCCUCAACGGAACCCGCAUUUCUUCCCGAGAUCUCACAUAUCGAAAGACAGAUUGUAUAAAUGGUACUAGCGCAUCACAUACAUGGAACUUGAGGGCAGAAUCAUCCAAUUCCUUAACAGAAGCCAGGUUGAAAGUUGAGAUCGUUUUUUGAUGAAUGUAGGACGGAAAACACAAACGUGAAAAUGAAUGAAACAGCUUAACAACGAACGUUUUCGUCCCGCGAGCAGAUACUAUUUGAAGUUAUUUUCCUUAACGUAUUUAGGUUUUGGUGUUCAGGUCUGCAUAACUGCAACUGAGACACCGCCACGGGUACGAAGACCGGACCAACUGAAGCUGCCUUUUACCAUUACUACCGAAUUCCCAUCCAAAUCCAGCAGGACGAUGGAUCCUUCACUUAUUAAAACAGUAAAUAAGCUACAAGAUGCAUUUUCGACUGUCGGUGUGCAGAAUUUAAUUGAUUUACCCCAAAUUACGGUCGUCGGCUCUCAAUCGAGCGGUAAAUCUUCAGUCUUGGAAAACAUUGUCGGUCGUGACUUUCUUCCUAGAGGAACGGGCAUUGUUACGAGAAGACCUCUUGUUUUACAAUUAAUUAAUCGACAAAUCACCCCAAAAGAGAAGGGACCAGAGAAUGAAAUAGAAGAAGAUGAAAAUGGAAACAAUAAGGAGGAAUGGGGAGAGUUUUUGCACCUUCCUGGACAAAAGUUUUAUGAUUUUAACAAAAUUCGUGAGGAAAUUGUACGUGAGACGGAAGCCAAAACCGGUAGAAACGUCGGAAUAUCAGCCGCUCCCAUUAACUUACGAAUCUAUUCCCCCUAUGUCUUAACACUGACUUUGGUCGACUUGCCCGGUUUGACAAAGGUUCCUGUUGGCGAUCAACCGAGAGACAUUGAGAAGCAGAUUCGCGAGAUGCUUUUGAAAUAUAUUACGAAACCAAAUGCUAUUAUUCUCGCAGUAAAUGCUGCAAACACCGAUCUCGCUAACUCUGACGGCUUAAAACUUGCACGUGAAGUUGACCCGGAGGGUUUGCGUACCAUUGGUGUGUUGACAAAGGUGGAUCUUAUGGAUCAAGGAACAGAUGUUGUUGAUAUUCUGGCUGGCCGUGUCAUUCCAUUGCGACUUGGUUAUGUCCCUGUAAUCAACCGUGGACAAAAGGAUAUCGACGCAAAGAAAUCUAUUCGUAACGCUCUGGAAGCUGAGAAGGAGUUUUUUGAGCAACAUCCUUCCUAUUCAUCUAAAGCCCAGUACUGUGGUACACCAUAUCUCGCAAGAAAAUUGAACAUGAUUCUCAUGCAUCACAUCCGCAAUACCCUCCCAGAAAUCAAGGUUCGCAUUAAUGCCGCUUUGGCAAAGUACCAAGCUGAAUUGCAUUCUCUGGGCGAUACGGUCGUUGGAGAUAAUGCGAACAUCGUGUUGAAUAUCAUUACCGACUUUUGUCAAGACUUCCGUACCAUUUUAGAUGGUCGAAGUGAAGAGCUUUCCACACUUGAGCUUUCUGGUGGUGCUCGAAUUGCUUUCGUGUUUCAUGAAAUUUAUUCCAAUGGUGUCCAGGCUAUUGACCCGUUUGAUGAAAUUAAAGAUAUAGACAUUCGGACCAUAUUAUACAACUCGUCUGGAUCCGCACCUGGGUUGUUCAUGGGUACCGCUGCCUUUGAAGUUAUUGUGAAACAACAAAUUCGCCGUCUUGAGGAUCCGUCUUUGAAAUGUGUGAACCUCAUUUUUGACGAAUUGGUCCGUAUUCUUACACAACUUUUGCAGAAGCCCAUUUUCAAACGCUAUCCUUUGCUUAAGGAGGAGUUUCAUCGCACGGUUGUGGGCUUUUACAAGAAAUGCAUGCAACCUACAAACAAUCUUGUUUCCGACAUGGUAGCCAUGGAAGGCUGUUACAUCAACAGUACACAUCCUGAUUUUCUUUCAGGCCAACAAGCCAUUGCUAUUGUACAGCAGCAACAAGCGAAGCCGACUACCAUUGAUCCGAAAACCGGAAAACCGUUAAUGAGUAAUCACUCCCAUUCCCAGUCCCAAACUGAUAUUUCAUCCGGUAGUAGCAACUUCUUUGGUAGCUUUUUCGGUUCUAAAAACAAAAAGAAGCUCGCUACCAUGGAACCUCCUCCGCCCGUUCUCCGUGCUUCGUCUACUCUCUCAGAGCGUGAGAAGAUGGAUACAGAAGUCAUUAAACUGUUAAUUACUUCAUACUUCAACAUUGUGAAGAGAACACUUAUUGAUAUGGUCCCCAAGGCAAUUAUGCUGAAGAUGGUAAAGCACGCUAAGGAAAAUAUGCAUCGUGAGCUGUUGGAGCACCUGUACAAGCCAGGUGUAAUCGACAAGCUACUAAAAGAAAGCGAAACAACUGUGCAACGUCGCAAGGACUGUGAGAAGAUGGUUGAGUCUUUGCUUCAAGCUAGUGAGAUUGUUGCAAGUACUUAGAUGCAUAUUUGACGAGAAUACAUGAGUAUACAUAUACAAAGCGUACAUGUUAAUUAUUACGAUUCAAUGUAAAUUUAUUAAGUAGAGUGAACUAAGGAGAACAGCUGUGAUGAGGUAGCAAAGAGUAGGAUCAUAGCGGUUUAGCUAUUGCAGCUACUUCUGUUGCUGUUUUUUUUUCGCAUCUCUUCUACUGCGUAAGGCCUGC
Messenger RNA from Schizosaccharomyces japonicus yFS275, 7960 nucleotides. RefSeq names its product dynamin family protein Vps1. Gene Ontology annotation, biological process: peroxisome organization; vacuole fusion, non-autophagic; vacuole organization. Gene Ontology annotation, molecular function: GTPase activity; GTP binding. The transcript is spliced from 5 exons. The coding region runs from base 5518 to 7755 and encodes 745 amino acids. The record is from RefSeq and is a predicted model, not a curated record. Lineage: Eukaryota; Fungi; Ascomycota; Schizosaccharomycetes; Schizosaccharomycetales; Schizosaccharomycetaceae.